GCGCUGCAAUCACGCGGUUUCGGAGUAACCGGAUACCUUGUGCUGGAAUUCACGGAAUCAAUGGGAGUGGAAAAGAUCUCCGAGAUCAUCGAGUCCUGCCUGUGACCCGACAGCACUGUGUCAACAACUUAGUGCUACGUCCAGCCUUUUCUUAAACAUCUCCAGGGACGGUGACUCCCCCCUCCCUCGGCAGCCCAUUACAAUGUCACCCUUUCUUUUCUUUCACCUUUCUGUCACCUAUUCAUUCUGUGAAGAAAUUACUCGUAAUGUCCGGCGCUAACGUGUCCUGGCACGGCUUAAGGCUGUGUCCUCUUGUCCUACUGCCAGUUGCCUCAGAGAAAAAUCUGACCCCAGCCCGGCCACCCUUUCCUUUCAGGGAGCUGAAGAGUGCAAUGAAGUCUCCGCUGAGGCUCCUCAUUUCCAGGGCAGAAAUUUUUCAGGAGUUUUCCGUUCAGGAGGAGUCUGUGAUGUUCCGGAUCAGUUUGUCUGUUCUUCUGGACUGCCUCACCAUUUUUGGAAGCAGCUCCUUGCCAGGAACAUCGACGGCCCUUAGAUUGUGUUACCGUGGCUAUGGGGAUCCCCUGAUGCUGUUCUUGGAAGAAGGAGGAGUAGUAACAGUAUGCAAAAUCAACACUCAAGAACCUGAGGAGUUGUUAGAUUUUGAUUUCUGCAGUACAAAUGUUGUUAAUAAAAUUAUCCUGCAGUCGGAGGGACUGCGAGAAGCAUUUGCUGAACUGGAUAUGACCAGUGAAGUUCUGCAGAUUACCAUGUCUCCUGAUAAACCCUACUUCAGGUUAUCCACUUUUGGAAAUGCUGGAAGUGCACAUCUAGACUACCCUAGGGACUCUGAUUUGAUGGAAGCAUUCCACUGUAACCAGACCCAGACAAACAGAUACAAGAUUUCUUUGCUUAAACCAUCCACAAAGGCACUGGCUUUGUCUUGUAAAGUGUCCAUUCGAACAGAUGCUCAAGGAUUUCUUUCACUGCAGUAUAUGAUUAGGAAUGAAGAUGGACAGAUCUGUUUUGUGGAGUACUAUUGUUGUCCUGAUGAGAACAUCACUGAAGCAGAACUGUAGGUGUGUAGGUGUGCUGGCAUCUGUAAUAUAUUUUUGGUUAUAUAAAAUAUUAUAUUUUUUUACAAAACUAAAUGAAAGCUGUAAAGUUUGAUGGAGUUAAUAUUGUCUUUAUUUUUUAACUCUGGACUAAGAAGGGUGAAGAUUUUAAUUUUCUUCUACUGCAAACAUUUCUUAACCUUGAUUCAAACUGAAACUGAAAAAGCAGAAAGGGGAGUUGAUGUCCUAUAGACCCUGCUUCCAACACAGAUUUUAAAGUACUGUUUGUGUAAUACAUUGAUACUUUUUGCAGUGUUCUCCAAGAAUUUUUGUUUGUGUUAUGUUUUUUUGUCUUUGGCUUCUAGUAAGCAAUUACACAGGGGAAAAUCUGAAUACUAGUUGUAUAUUAGCCAGAUGACUUUCAGUGACUUAAAACCACAUUUGUCUUGAAAGAGAACAACAUUUUCAAACUCUUAAUAGUAGCAGGUGGUUUCUUGCUGGCAAAUGCUGCUAUGUUUUGUCAGUGAAGGCACUAGGCUUCUCCUCAUCUUGAUUAAUUCUUAAUAUAACUCAAUUCCUUGGAAUUUCAUCUGACAGCAAUUUACCAUUUUGUCUGCAAACUGAUGUUGAAUUGGUAAAUUGAUGUAGAAGCCAGGAUUUACUUACUCAUUACUCUUAACUGUUCUGGCAACAUCAUUGCUUUGGGUCAGGAGUUUGUUACACAUCUGCAAGAAUGCUGCAGCUGAUCUGUUUCUGUGUAUUCACGUCCCUGUUCCUACUCAGUUGCUCUCUGCUAGUGGUGUUAAGAAUCCUAAGAGAGAAAAGUUCCCUAUUGAAAAUUUUUUAUGAAAUUGGUUUGCCUUCUCAGUGGCGUUUUUCAGCAACGGGAAUCGCUGCUAAACUGCAGCAGGGGAAUAUCUGCCUGUGUCCAUGGAGUGGUAUUCAAAUCACUGCUAAAAAGGGGCUGAUCUCAUGCUCACUGAAAAGAGAGUGUGGUUCCUGGGCAGUUUUCUGCAGUGUCCCACCUCCAGAGCAGCAGAUGGGUUUUUUUAGGUCAAAAGUCCACUUGUCCUUGCACACCAACCAACCUGCUCAGAAUGGGAAGUACCUGGGAGCAGCCAGGCACUGGACUGGAUGCAGAGACUGAGCCCUGCCUGCCUCUCUGCUGUGGGAUGUGACCAAAAAGUCAGCAUCUGCAGGUGGUUUCUGCAGCUUUAGACUCUGGUCAAGUUUUGUUGUCUGUCAGAUGAGGUCUUGCUUUGUUUUCUAUGGAAAACAGUGUGUUCAUAUGUUACCAAAUUGAUUGCUCCACAGUUCAACAGAAUCCUUUGGGUUCAAGUUUAAAAUGUUUUUGUGAAUGAUUUUUCACCUCUUGCUUAUGCCAGAAAGAGUAUACUUUUGGAGUACACAGUGUUAUCUGUUCAUUUUGGUUGUUUUUUGUGCAAAUCAUCCAUUUAUUGCAAUAAAGUUUACAAUAAAGUUGUUUGAAAUUUAUAAACAAUUACAAAUUUUUGAACUACAAGGCUGACAUAGAUACCUAAUAUUCUACAUUACUCUUAUUCACUGGGGUUUUUUUCCAAACUGAAGUAUACCCAAGACAAGUAUAAAUGAACUUCCUUCUGGCUUACUGUGUCAAUUUCUUCAAUGAAAAAAAGGGUUAUGGUCUCAUUGGGAAUUAGUAAUAUUAUCCCUGACUACUGAGUAUCAAGGAUGAUUUACCUAAUCCCUGGGUGACAGGAUAAAAAUGAAGUAGAACACACCACUUUCUUGGUGUGAUUUAUUUUAGAAUAUCCAGGUUUCUUGUAUUGUGUUCAGGAAUUGUGGCUUAACAUUUGAAUAUUUAUAUAAUUGCCUACAGAUGUAUUGUGUUCUUGAAAUAGUACUUUUAAUGAUUUCUUCUAUGGCCUACCAACAGUAAUUAUGGAAGUAAU
Molecule: messenger RNA, 2983 nt
Organism: Onychostruthus taczanowskii (white-rumped snowfinch)
Lineage: Eukaryota; Metazoa; Chordata; Aves; Passeriformes; Passeridae
Gene: RAD1
Product: RAD1 checkpoint DNA exonuclease
Exons: 5
Coding region: 267-1076 (269 amino acids)
Biological process (GO): DNA repair; DNA damage checkpoint signaling
Cellular component (GO): nucleus; checkpoint clamp complex
Molecular function (GO): 3'-5' exonuclease activity
Source: RefSeq, a predicted model, not a curated record